Plectropomus leopardus (leopard coralgrouper) is the source of this 1831-nucleotide messenger RNA. It is a transcript of the gene aadat, whose product is annotated as aminoadipate aminotransferase. Lineage: Eukaryota; Metazoa; Chordata; Actinopteri; Perciformes; Serranidae. Gene Ontology annotation, molecular function: pyridoxal phosphate binding; L-kynurenine:2-oxoglutarate transaminase activity. Gene Ontology annotation, biological process: biosynthetic process. The record is from RefSeq and is a predicted model, not a curated record.
CCUAACCGGCGAGUGAGGCACCAGAAUUGGCAAAGAUUUACAACCUUUUUCCAUUAUUUUGAAUUCGUUAAACAAGUUACGUGGCAUCGACCUAAAAGAGAAAAUAUCAAAAAUUUCGCUGAAUUUACGCGGAGAUGUGUUUUUGUUUUAAAUCUUGGGUAAUGUAGUUCACUUCACCAACACGCCAGAUUACGACUGAGAUCUGAGUGGAUCAAGGAAUACAUUGACCAGAAGCCCCCGGGGCGGCCAGCCAAGAUACGCAAGGAAUCAUGAACUACGCUCGGUUUCUGACAGCUGUCAGCGCAGCCAGAAAGCCCUCCCCCAUCAGGAUACUCACCGAGCUGCAGCAGCGCUCACCUCCGUCUCUGAUUUCUUUGGCCGGAGGAGCGCCCAACCCCAACACCUUCCCCUUCCAGUCAGCAUCCAUCCAGGUGAAAAACGGACAGACGGUCACCUUCGAUGAGGCGGCGAUGAAGAGGGCUCUGCAGUACUCUGCUUCUAACGGAAUACCGGAGCUGCUGACGUGGAUGAAGAACCUGCAGAAGAACCUCCACAAUCCACCGACCCCGAUGGAAAUGUGUGUGACCACGGGGAGCCAGGAGGGGCUCUGUAAGGUCUUUGAGAUGCUGGUCAACCCUGGAGACAACGUCCUGCUGGAUGCACCCACGUAUUCAGGCACACUGGCAGCACUUCAGCCGCUCGGUUGCAACUUAAUCAACGUUGCCAGCGAUCAGCACGGCAUGAUACCUGCAGCCCUGAAGGAGGUUUUGUCUCGGUGGGACCCCUCGGACGUCCACAAACCCGGCAGCACCGCUCCCAAGAUCCUCUACACCAUCCCCAACGGAGGAAACCCCACCGGCGCCUCCAUGACGGCUCAGAGGAAGCAGGAGGUGUACGAGCUGGCCAGGCAGUACGACAUGCUCAUCAUCGAGGACGACCCGUACUACUUCCUGCAGUUUGACAAGCCGUGGGCUCCCACGUUUCUGUCCAUGGACGUUGACGGGAGGAUCAUCAGGACAGACUCCUUCUCUAAGAUCCUGUCUUCAGGACUGAGGAUAGGUUUUGUAACCGGGCCCAAACCGCUGGUAGACAGAGUGGUGCUUCACAUCCAGGCCUCCACAAUGCACACAAGUACCUUCACACAGCUCAUGGUGUCUCAGCUGUUGCACAGCUGGAACCAAGAGGGUUUCCUCCAACACAUAGACGGGGUGAUCGAGUUUUACAGGAAACAACGUGACGCCAUGAUUAGCUCUGCAGACAAGUGGCUCAAAGAUGUAGCAGAGUGGCACAGCCCCUCAGCGGGCAUGUUCCUGUGGAUCAAACUGAAGGGCAUAGCCGACACCCAGCAGCUCAUUAUGGAGAAAGCCUUGGAGAAAGAGGUGCUGCUGGUUCCCGGAGGUGUCUUCAUGAUCAACAGCAGUGAACCCUGUCCCUACGUCAGAGCGGCCUUUUCUCUCUCUACACCGGAGCAGAUAGAUGAGGCUUUCAGAAGACUCUCCUCUCUUAUCAAAGAGGCUUUGUGAUCAAAGAUCUGUUUCUCCCUAAAAGAUGCUGCAUUAUUUUUUAACUUAUUGUUAAAAGCUGUUAAAACAUAUAAUUUAGUUUGAAUAUAUAUUUUUUUUUGCGCUGCCUCUGACUAUACUGCAGUCAGGAAGAGACACCCAGAAUUCAAGUACUUUGUGCUGAGAACUAAAAUCCACUUGAAGCAUUGAAUAAGUUUUACAGAUGAACAAUAAUAUAGUUUUUAACCUGAUCAUUUCUUGCACUACACAGCGAUGAUGUCUGUAUGUUUUCACUGCACAAAAAAGUUAAGAACUUUUCUAUCAUUCUG